Molecule: messenger RNA, 564 nt
Organism: Trichomonas vaginalis G3
Lineage: Eukaryota; Parabasalia; Trichomonadida; Trichomonadidae
Product: RNA polymerase II transcription regulator recruiting protein
Exons: 1
Coding region: 1-564 (187 amino acids)
Biological process (GO): regulation of DNA-templated transcription
Cellular component (GO): nucleus
Molecular function (GO): RNA polymerase II cis-regulatory region sequence-specific DNA binding; DNA-binding transcription factor activity, RNA polymerase II-specific
Source: RefSeq, a predicted model, not a curated record
AUGAGUAUCAAGUGCGACGACUACAAGAAGACUCCAGUCCUCUACAGGAAGCGUUUUACAGCCGAGGAAGAUGAACUUCUCCGCAAGCUUGCUAAAGACAACACUAACAAGACGUGGCGCGACAUUGCAAAGCACCUCCCAGGAAGGAGUGCCACACAGUGCAGAGACAGAUACAACCAAUACCUCUUCCCGAGUGUUGUUUCCAAGCCAUGGAGUGACGAAGAAGACAGAAUCAUUGUCGAGAAGUACAAACAAUAUGGUCCACACUGGUCGAAGAUCUCAGAGUUUCUUCCAGGCCGCAGCGGAAGCAACAUCAAGAACAGAUGGAAUGGUGCAUUAUCACGUUUCCAUGGUAUCCCACACAAGAAGUCGAAGCUUGAGCGUAGACAGCCACGCAAUAUCUUAAAUGCGCUUGCACAAUCAGAAACAGCAAUUGUUUCUCCAUCUUCUGAUGAAAGCUCAAGUGAUGCUCAAGACAUUUUUGACCAACUUACAGAAGGUCUCAUCCAACAGGAAUACGAUACAUUUGAUCUCUUCAACAGCUGGGAAGAUAUCACAAUGUAG